Molecule: messenger RNA, 3885 nt
Organism: Drosophila eugracilis
Lineage: Eukaryota; Metazoa; Arthropoda; Insecta; Diptera; Drosophilidae
Gene: raw
Cellular component (GO): plasma membrane
Source: RefSeq, a predicted model, not a curated record
UGCGUUCAUUCGACGCGUUAACAACGUUGCGUAUACGCCUCGUCGGUAGCGUUGCAUGAGUGUUGGUUGAACCGUCGCGUCUACGUCGUACCUUGUACGUGUGUGUAUGUGAGCGAGCGUGCGUGUGCGUGUGAGGGUCUCUUUCUUUGAAAGUGAAAGCGGCGUCGCAUCAUCAUCGUCGUGAAAUGCUGUUGCCGGCGAGCCGAGAUCGCAGAAUGGACAAGUUAUGCUAAUGGCUAAGAGACUAAAACCAAAAUACUGACAAACAAAUGCAACAAAUCGGACGAGAAACGGAAUUUUAAACUACAAAUUGAAACCUCUAAGAAGAAAGAUAUAUACAAAAUGCGCUUGCAACAUCGUUAUGCCAGCAAUCCAGCCACAAAUACGACUAAUACUAACAACAACAACACCAUAAAUACCAGCAAUAACAAUAUCAACCUGAAGCGGGCCAAGAAAUUGAGUGGCCAAAACAUUAUCAAACUGCGCUCGGCCAAGCAAGCGACUUCCAAAUCAACAACAACAAUGCCGCCUGCCACCCCACAGCCAUUGCACCAUCAAAUCAUGAUGGAAAGGGAUUUGGUUUUGGAAAAGGAACCAUUGGUCUUAGCAUCUAAUAACCAGAACAAGGAUCAUGAUCAUGAUCAUGACCAUGAUAAUGAGGAGAUUGAGGAGACCACCACAACGACCACUUCUGUGGAGCUAAGAUCCUCGGCCAGUUCGCAUUAUAGAGCUUAUACCACGAUCCGCAGCAAUUCAACAUCGGCUAUACUGCACGAGGCGGUACUGCCGCCCCUCACGCCCGCCGGAAUGCUCUACGCCCGCCCACGCACUCUCAACGUCCACAAUGUCUGCCAGACGCCCGCGCAGAUAACGCAAAUGUUCUUUGGAGAAGUUCUGAAUGCAUGGCGAGCGAAGGCCAGAUGCAAUGUGGUGCCCGAUGAGCGGACGCAGGAACUCUUCCACGAGCUAAGCUUCCAUCCUAGCCAAAAGCAGAUUAGCGAAAUGCUGCAGACUGCCAAGAAGGUGGCACGCAAGGGUGGAAGUAGCCAGGCAAAUGGAUUGACCUUUGGCCAGUUUUGUGUCCUCGCAGCGGAUCUGAAACGUUUCAGAGCUUCAACAAUUACGAAUCAGUCGCCGUACUGUGAGUCUCUCUCCUUGGGUCUAAUGCUCCCGGAACUAGAUGAUCCUGCUGCCAGCUCAUCCGCCAAACAGCAGCAUCUGCAAUCGCCAGCGGCCGCCACCUCGUCACCUGCCUACAGCACCAAAAAGCCAGAUAACCAUGGAACCGAACUGAGGAGUACCAAGUCCUUUAGCAGUGUGGAUGAUACCAAAAAGAAGAAGAACGCCAGCAAUGAGCCGGUGGAGGUGUUCCUUGGCGGUUCCUGCAAUCCAACGACCUGGAGAGCUGAUGUGGCCAUACCAGCACUCAAGGAGCUGGGCAUUUCAUUCUAUAAUCCUCAAGUAUCUGAUUGGACGCCCGAUCUCAUCGAGCUCGAGCAUCGAGCUAAGGAAAAGGCCCGUGUAUUAUUCUUCGUUAUGGAUUCGGAAACACGCGCAUCUGCUGGUGCCAUCGAGGCGGCACACAUAGCGGGUCAAAACUGCAAGCAGCUGGUGUUGGUUUUGCAUCCUUACAAACCAAAUCAGAAGAUCCUCAAUGAGCCUAUUUCUCAGCAAGAAUACCUCGACCUGAAUCGCAACCAAUUGAUACUUAAGGAGCUGGUCUCCCGUCGUGGUCUGCCCGUCUUGGAUAACAUACCCUUGGGUCUGCAGCGCACUAAGGAUAUCCUGAGUGGCAUCAGGGAUCCACCGUCCAAAAUAUCUUCUAUAUUAGAUACCGUUCGCGGCGCCUUUGAUCGUGUUAACCCGCAAAGCGACCUGCUCACUGUGGAACAGUGCAAACGUGCUCUCUUAUUCCUAGGCUAUGCUCAGAGUUUAGUUAAUUUAGACAAUCUAACUAAGAUCAUAAUCAACCAACGCGAAUCGCUGAAAUUGCUCCAAACGCACAGCACAAAGGCUGUCGUUGAUGACUUGGAUUUGGAUGUGGAUGCGGAUGCCGCUGUCGAGGAUGGCAAUUGCAGCCAGCCAAUCCUGCCCAGCCAGGAGCUCAUCGACUUUGAUCUGUUCUGUGUGAUCUCCGCGUAUCUGUCCGUUCUGCAGCAGGAGAUCCACGAGAGCGGCUGCAUUUCGCCCAUUAAGGGCACCAAUGUCCCGCCACCGCAGGUUUACUUCACGAAUGCUCCCGAUGUGGAUAUCUACUACUCGGCCAGCAAGAAUAUUUCACGUACGUCAAGUAAUGCCAGUGUUCCGUCCAAUAGCAGCAGUGGCAUCGGUCAUGACCUCGAGCGGCAGAGUCUCUUUGAGCAACUGAGUCGCAGUCGGGACAGUGGAACUUCUUCACCCCAGCCCACGGCAUCGAGUAGUUUGGGCAAGAGCCCACGGCCUCAGAUCCUGCUGAAUGUGGAGUCCAUUGAGACAACGGAAAUAAUCACCACCAAAACCAUAGAGACAAAGCCAAAUCCGGUGUCCGCAUCAUCAUCUGUUGUUGUGCCUGCCGAAGAGGAGGAAAGUGAUUCCAACGACUCGGUCUUCUCCAGCAGCAGCUCCAUAGCUAGUGCCGGCGAUGCCCUUUGCUGCGGUGGUGGUUUGGAUCUCCGGGAUGUCUAUCUGGGCGGUAGCUGUGUCCUUCGCACCAAGUGGCGUCAGGAGUUGGCCGCCCCCUAUCUGCAGUCCAAAAACGUGACUUUCCAUAGCCCGGCGCUGCAUGAGAGUAUCCAGCAGAUUAUUCAGAACCAAGAACAGAAUUCGGCUGGUGCUACUCAGCAGCAGCAAACAGCUCCUCCUCAGGAGCAACAGCAGCAGCAGAGAUCCUUUGUUCGUACUCGCAGAAAGUGCCGAGGCAAUCAGCUGCAGCUGGAGGAGCAAGAAGAGCUAACAGUUGCCGAAGAGUCACUGAGCUGGUCCCUUCCACCAGUUGCCGUUCGCCAGAGUCUGUACAACCCAUCGCUCCUGGACUCCAGCCGAGUCCUACUCUUCGUCAUCACCAAUGAGACCCGGUCCUUGGCUCCCAUGACCCUGGCCGCCCACUGCAUUGGACUCAUGUACAACGUGGUGCUGGCGGUGCAGAUGCUGCCGGAAGACUGUGUCCUGGGUGGCGAGAAGCUUACUCUAGCAGCCAUCAAGGACUACAACCGCGGACGGUCGUACCUAAUUGACCUGGCCAAAAGGCAGGGUGUUCCCGUGUUCACCGACAUUCGGGCCGCCCUCGAGUGCACCGUGGCCAAGGUUCAGGCGUACAACAACCGCGACCGCUGCUAAUUCGUACCUGUAUUCAAGUUCCAGCACGUGACAAUUUAAGCUUAUGUCUAAUUCUAAGGCCUAGUGCAAUUUACGUUCUAUUCUUAAUCCCCCCAACUAACUUAAAUGGUGUCUAAUCGUAUUCGGAGAACACUCUUCUACCUAGUUAAAGCCUAUACGUAAUAUUAUAUACAGUAAACUACAUUAAACGAGUGUUAAAACCACUAAAAUGUCGUCGCCCAGAGAGCGCAUUUCAUAACCUUAUGGAGAAAGUCAUGCUUUCAGCUCCCCUCUCUCUAUAAUCGCUAUAUGCAAUUUGCUUAAUGCUAAUUUAUUAUUUAUUUAACACCCAUUCACAUGGUACAUGUGCUAAAUUAACUGUAAAUAUUCAAAAAUGUACAAUUCUAAGUGCAUAAAUUGCGAAACCAACUAAACUAAAUAUAUAUAUUUUUUAAUCUUAGUGAGCCUUCAAAUAUAAUAUAAUAAUUAACUAUGUAAAAGCCCCCAUUAUGUAUAUGUAUACCCAUAGUGACCCACUGUACCAGUUAGCUGGCAAAAAAUAUCUCAAUAAAACAAUUUUUCUAACAUAAA